GUCGGCAACGCCCAGCAGAGCGUGCAGGCUGCCACCUCCGCCUCAGAGAUCUUCCGUGGCCUGGGCACAGAGGGUGAGGGAGCCCUGCCGGAUGUGCUGCGCCUCGUGAUCGAUGGGAAGCGCAUGCUGGCCAUUCAACAGCAAGAGGACUUGGCACCGGUGCGACAAUUUGCGGAAGAUGCGAAGUCAAACUUCGCGAAGGCCGGCAACGCGAGGGGAGAGGCUGCCAUGAUGAUUUCCAUGGCAGAGAUCACACUCAGCGAGCGGACCCAGCCCCUUUCCAAAGCUCGGCUGCCGUCGAUCCAGCUCGUAGAUCAG
This is a messenger RNA of Symbiodinium necroappetens, 318 nucleotides long. Lineage: Eukaryota; Dinophyceae; Suessiales; Symbiodiniaceae. The record is from the annotation of a GenBank genome assembly.